Microtus ochrogaster (prairie vole) is the source of this 585-nucleotide messenger RNA. It is a transcript of the gene Wfdc2, whose product is annotated as WAP four-disulfide core domain 2. Gene Ontology annotation, cellular component: extracellular region. Lineage: Eukaryota; Metazoa; Chordata; Mammalia; Rodentia; Cricetidae. Gene Ontology annotation, molecular function: serine-type endopeptidase inhibitor activity. The record is from RefSeq and is a predicted model, not a curated record.
GCACCCCUCGCUCGGCCCCGCCCCCGGCGCGAGCGGUUAAAUCCCCCCCACCCAGGCUGAAGCUCACACCUGCACCAUGCCUGCCUGUCGCCUGUGCUUGCCGGCUGCAGGCCUUCUUCUGGGGCUGCUGCUGUCCACCUCCCUCUCAGGCUCAGGACUGGCUGAGGAAGAGCUCUGGGAUACUUCUUCACCUGUCAACUCUACUUUUCCAUCAGAGGGAGGUCAAGUCCCCACCACGACACCUGCUGUGGCCAUGGACGAAGGUGUCCUUGAAAAGCAGGGCUCCUGCCCCAGCGUGGACUUCCCCAAGCUCGGCAUCUGUGAGGACCAGUGCCAGGUGGAUGGCCAGUGUCCUGGCAACAUGAAAUGCUGCCGCAACGGCUGUGGGAAGAUGACUUGUGCCACACCCAAACUCUGAGCUGCAGUCACCACCAGCCUGAGGAAUGGGACGAGAACGCUUCUGCCUGGCCGUGCAUCUGGCGUCAUUCCCGGGGCCUCCCUUCUCUCUGGUCUUUGUGUUUCUUCCUGGACCCGCAAAAGUAUCUCCCUUUUCUAACCAAUAAAGAGCUCCCUUUCAGCAAUGGA